Sitodiplosis mosellana (orange wheat blossom midge) is the source of this 2315-nucleotide messenger RNA. RefSeq lists its product as uncharacterized. The transcript is spliced from 3 exons. NCBI's taxonomy places the organism in Eukaryota, Metazoa, Arthropoda, Insecta, Diptera, Cecidomyiidae. The record is from RefSeq and is a predicted model, not a curated record. Bases 491 to 1933 code for a protein of 480 amino acids.
UCAUCAUAAUAAAAAAAAUGCAAUACUCCAGUUUGUUAACAUUCUAUAUUGCCCUUCUAUUAUUGUGACAACAUCAUCCUGUCGAAUUUAUUGCAUUGCAUUGUGAAAUUCCGAAUAGCAAAGAAAUUGCGAUUAAAUAAAUGUAACCUGGUUUUUGAAGGAACAAAUAAAGACAAGAUAUUUUUGCAGUGACUUGAACAAUUCAAGUUUAUCGUGUAAGUCACACUUUAAUUUUGACAGUAAUCAAUACUUCGUUCAAUAUUGUUGGAAAUCGAUUUUUGGAGCUUCGUCCAAAAAGCUAAACAGAAGGCAAACGUACAGUUUAAAGUGACAACGAAGGCUUUAUGAAAAUAAACGGUGAUAUAGGAGGACCUUUCACUUGGAUUGAAUGCUAAAAGCAGAAGCAAAAUUACGACAUUUCAUUGCUUUGGAAUUAAUUUGAAGAGCAAAAUUACUAAUCAUACUCGGCGUGGUAGAUUUUAGUCGUGACAUGAUUGGCCAAGUAUCCACAGCAAUGGACAGCAUAAAAAAGUUCUUUCGUUCGAUGCGAUUGACAAAGAAACCGGUGGUGCUUCCCAAGCCUGAACUUUCAUUGGAGCUGUAUGAAAUACCGCUACCUGGUCCAUCGCAGAUUUUCAAACUAACCGUCGACUGCUUUGAUGAAAUAUUCGAUUACUUAUCACUAACCGAAUUGCAUAGCUUCGCUCAAACAUGCCUAGCAAUGCAACGAAUUGCCGGAGCAUACUUCAUAGAAAAUUACAAAUCGACUAAGACGAUCUGUGACAAAUACGGCAUUCAUACGGAAUAUAGCUAUAAUGAAGAUGGAACCUUAGUUUACCCUUCCAUCAAGUCAACUGCGUUCAACCCGUAUAUAACGAUCAUCACACGAGAAUUCAAUCCAAUCAAACCGCUUCGCCUUUUUCAAUCGCACAGCCACGAAUUUACCUCUCUCAAUCAUAUUUAUCUCAAUUCCAAUGUAUUGGACACAGCCAAAAUUAAAUGUUUGGAAACAAUUCUACCUCAACUUGAAGUGAUAAAAUUACUGAACUGCUCGGUUGAGGGCGAUGUCUACGACAUGCUACUUAAAUUUUGUGUAAAUUUAAAGAAAUUUUUUGUGCAAGAUGACAAUUCGGCCCAAUAUCCGAUUGUCAAAAAACAAACCAAUUCAUGGCUUCUUCGGGAAUACCCAUUGCUCGAGAUGAUUCAACUGAUCCAACGAGAUCCGUUCAGAAUCAAUGAGUUGACUACAUUUUUGGAGAUGAAUCCAACUAUUCGGACUUUUUCUAUUAGCUCUGGUUACCUUUGGAAAAAUCGACAAGAGCUGCUCGAAUCCAAUGCAAAGUUGGAAAAAUUAGAAAUUCACGAUUAUUAUGGAAAUUUGUCGAGCCUACAAGAGCUAUGUAGUUUUCUCAAUCAGCUUCACGAACGCGGUUUCUUUAAACGGCUACACAUUUUUGACUUUUAUCUGGAUGAAGAUGAUUAUAGGCAACUUGCUUCGCUUGAAGCUUUUUCGGUCAAGUAUUUUAAUGUAGACUAUCUGUCGCAUUUAACUCAAUUGAAAGAGCUACUCAUUUGGAAGGAUGAGAAUGAUUUGGAAAUCGAGAUGGAAUUACUUGCAAAAGGUCUCGUGAAUCUCCGGACCGUUUUCAUAGACAAUGCAUUGCUCGAUGAUGUUUUGCAAUUUAUUCGACACUCGGUGAGUGUGAACAAAAUUCGCGUUGAGUUUGACAAAGGACAAGGUGCUUUGGACCUUAAAAGAUUGAAUGAUGAACGCAAGAGAUUGGUCGGUGCUUGCAAAGUGGCAAUUUAUGUAACAACAGACAUAUUUUUGUCAACAAAAUGGGCUGCGAAAAAUGGAGAUCUGAAUUUGUGGUUCGUCGAGAUUAGACGAGCCGAUUGGUACGGCUGGGAUCAUUAUUAUGAUAUGAUUUGAGGUGGAAAUGACAUAAUGUUUUUUUUUAGUUGAGUUUUCGAUUCAUUUGAUUUUUAAAGUGCCUUCAUUUAGUUAUUGAAAUUAUUUAUUUAUAUUCUUCAGAUUUGCUUGGACAUGAUACACAAUUUUUAUAUUUAACCAUACGAAAGUAAUCGUAAUGUGUAGAAAUUAUUGAUUUGUGGGCUAAACUCAUAACAUACAAUGUAAAUAAUAACACACAAUUUUUGUUGAAAUUAAACACAAAAAAUUUCCAUAUUUACUCCAAAUAUUUUCGUGUAAAAGAAGGAAUACCUUAGCUUGUUUUAUUAAUUAAAUUUUUUCGAAAAUUUCUGUCAUUCCUGAUAUUGUUAGUAAAUUUCACCAAAUGUAAGCCUUAAAAUCA